AGACUCAUGAAGUUUAGUUUAAUGUAUAUAUAAGUUUAAGUGAAUUGAAAAAAAACUGUUACAUCAAUGUGUUGACAACAACUACCGAUCAGAUGAACCAAACGAUUGAUACAAUGGAUGCUAAGUUACAAGGAUUCAGAGAUAACAUCAUUGAUAUCAAUGUUUAUCGACAGAUCAUUGAAGAUCAUCAAGAAUUGUGUGUAAGAACCGAACUAAUGAAAGAAAUCAGUGAAGUUUUAUACAAAGAAUUGAAUGAAGUUAUGGCCAAUAAUGAAGAGCUCAAGAGUAAGAUUAAUGUGUUGACAACAACUACCGAUCAGAUGAAUCAAAUGAUAGAUACGAUGGACACGGAAUUGCAAAGAAUCGGCGAACAAGAAAAAGUCAAUGACUUGACAACAGUUAUGACUGGAAAUCAAAAAUUGAAUACUAAAGUAACGGAAUUGAACUCAACUAAUGAACAAAUGAAAGAAGUGAAUGAAGAAAAACAAAAGUUGGUUAACACAGACAAAGAAUGUGAACAACUAAAAGACAAUCUCCAGAAAGUAAAUGAUGAGUUGAUAGCCGCUAAAGACACCAUUGAGUCGAUGAACAAUAAGAUCCGUAUAUUAACCAAUGAAAUUGAAUCGAUUAAUAAUAAUUAUAAUAUGAAAUGUAAUGAAACGGAUCAGUUAAAGAUACAGAACAAUCAAUUGGUGGAUCAAAUUGCUGAACAAGAAGUUAAAUGGCGAAAGAGAACUGAACAGCUUAUGACUGAUAACAAACAAUUGAUGGAUAAACAGAAAAAGUUUAACGCAAACAAAGAAAUGGAAAUUAAUGGAUACGAGAAAGAAAUAUCUGAUCUAAUGAAUAGACUCAAUAUUGAAGAAAUGUCUUUUGAUUUUGAACGCAAAACUAAGGAACGAUAUGUCAAAGAAAAUGAAAAUUAUAUGAAAGAGAAGAACAAGUAUUGUCGAGAAAUAGGUUUUCUUGAAAAUCAACUUAAGUUUAUGUCCGACAACUCGAUCGGUGCCGAAGAUAUCAAACAUGGUUUUCGUGGCAAUCAAUCAAAUAAUACACUAAAAGAAAUACAAAAUAUUAGUUAUCGACGAAAUGAUGUCUCAAUUAAUCAAUGGAAAGACAACUCUAUCCGAUCAGACAAUGUCUCAGCAAUUGUUGAUAACAUAUAUAUUGCUAAUAAAAGGAGUAAUCAAAAUUCAAAAUUAUUGAAAACCAUAACAACUCCGACCAAAGCUAUGAAAAGAGCCAUCAAUUUGAGGAAGACUUGGACUCCAAGUAAACGUCAACUGAUUCGUUAG
Molecule: messenger RNA, 1295 nt
Organism: Oppia nitens
Lineage: Eukaryota; Metazoa; Arthropoda; Arachnida; Sarcoptiformes; Oppiidae
Product: putative leucine-rich repeat-containing protein DDB_G0290503
Exons: 2
Coding region: 93-1295 (400 amino acids)
Source: RefSeq, a predicted model, not a curated record